This is a messenger RNA of Octopus bimaculoides (California two-spot octopus), 5856 nucleotides long. RefSeq lists its product as uncharacterized. The record is from RefSeq and is a predicted model, not a curated record. Gene Ontology annotation, biological process: regulation of transcription by RNA polymerase II. Gene Ontology annotation, molecular function: DNA-binding transcription factor activity, RNA polymerase II-specific; RNA polymerase II cis-regulatory region sequence-specific DNA binding. NCBI's taxonomy places the organism in Eukaryota, Metazoa, Mollusca, Cephalopoda, Octopoda, Octopodidae. Gene Ontology annotation, cellular component: PcG protein complex; chromatin; transcription regulator complex.
GUGGAGCAUCCUUAUAGCUUUGUUUGUUUUUGUUUUUAAUAACUAAUCAGAUUGCUUCCUUGAUUUUGCGGAAUUUAGUAGACAGGUGAAUGUUUUGAUGUUUUCAAUCCAUUGCUGGUUUACAGGAUGUUCAGGCUAAAUUCAACAGUUUGCAUAAAAGGAAAAGAAAACCCAAUAGUGUUGUAGCUGGGGAUGGUCGUAUUUUUUUUGUCAGUUAACCACACACACACACACUAUGUAUUCGUUCUUCACUUCAGCUUUGUUAUUGUGUUUAGUUUAGUGUCCUUUGCCUGAAAUCUUUUGUCACACAUCCUGUGACCUCUUCAGCAAUUCUCCAUCCUAUAUGUCUCUUCUCAGAAAGACAGGAUGGACUAGACAGAACAGGAGGCAACACGUAGGUUGGAGAGUCGCUGAAGAGAUCACAGGAUGUGUGACAAAAGAUUUCAGACAAAGAGCACUAAAAUGAUAAUAAUAAUAAUAAUAAUAAUAAUAAUCCUUUCUAUUAUGGACACAGGACCUGAAAUUUGGAGGAGGAGGAGGAUAGUCAAUUGCAUCAACCCCAGUGGUACUUAAUUUAUUGAUCCUGAAAGGAUGAAAGACAAAGUCGACUUCUGUGGAAUUUGAACUCAGAACGGAGCGACGGCUAAGCAUUUUGUCCAGCGUGCUAACGAUUCUGCCAGCUUGCCACCUUAAUAAUAAUAAUAAUAAUGAUAAGGCUGAGGUGAAGAGCAAGUAUAUAGUGCAUAUAUCUAAUUGGCAAAAUAUGACCAUCCCCAAGUACAACAAUAUCUGUUUCAACACACAAUUCCCAUCAAGAAUCUUGCUAAAAAACAAAUACAUAAACUUGAAAACACAAUAUCCUAUCCAAAAAUAAAAAUAUUUUAAAAGUCAAAAGAUCUCAACUAGAUUAUGGCUGGGAGGUACCAGUUUACUCAGAGUUGACACCCCCAGCUUCCACCAUGGCUUCAAGAUGGUUCCAGAACCCAGCACAUGCAAUCCUCAAUGUGUCCCUGAGAAGAUCUUUGAAAACCUUCUUGGUCUUGGCCACUAACUCAGCCUUGCUGUUGCAAGCAGAGCAGUUGGUUUCUUUCUCAACCACAACCCACACAUGGUAACUCAGCGGAUUACAAUCCGAUGGGAAUUAGGAAGACAGAAAUUGGGGGGCUGGUGAAGUGGAAGAUAUUCUCUGAGAACCUCUUCUGACUCUUUUCCAAAGGUAUGGCAAGGAACUAAAUCCUGCCACCACACAUAUGGCCUAGCUGCAACCCUCUCCUGCCAGGGAUUCACCAGUCUCCAGCAGCUUUACCUAAAAAAUCUGAAUUGAGCCUAAGGCCCUUCCCACAUGCAUUACUGUCAGAAUACCCGCUGUGGCCCUGCUUGCGCUCAACUUCAUAACCUCCAUUGCUGCUGUCCAUGUCACAUCUCACAGAAUUUACAGUGUUCACAGAUCAUUGAACAGCAUUUUGAUACCCAACACGAAUCAUUUAAUUCAAAAUGGAAUUAGACUAGCUGAAAUGUAGUUUGGUUUUGUUACAGGGAAGAGUGCUACAGAUGCCAUGUUCCUAGUGAGACAGCUGCAGAAGUAUCAAGCCAAAAGUUAAAAAAAUUGCACUUAGCAUUCAUUGACCUCAAGAAAGCCUUCAACAGAAUCUUUUGCUCUGUUAUCUGGUGGUCUCUAAGGAGGUUAAUAGACAAAUGACUUGUUAGAGCUGUACAAGCCAUGAACAGGGCAAUGUCAGUAGGGUGAGGGUCAGCUAUGAGUACAGUGAUGAAUUCAGUGUUCAAGGAGUUCAUCAGGGCUUGGUUCUCAAUCCUUUCUCAUUCAGGUCAGUAGUUCCCAAAGUGGGCAGUAUUGCACCCCUGGGGGAGGUGGAAAUUUCCAUGAGGGCAUUGAAGAAAAGUGGGUAAUAAUGGGGGUAGCAAUUUGUGUAAAAAGUGGGGCAAUUCAUGUAAAAAUUAAAAUAAUGAGUUCAUUAAGUUAAGUUUUAUUUGUGAAAUACAGUUGUUUUGAAUUUGCUUCAGAAAGAGGUCCUUGUUUGUGACAGUUAAUUGGGCUGGAGGCACUAAGAAUAUAGCCUGGGUGUCAAGGGGUCAGCAGCCCAAAAAACUUUGGGAACCACUGCUCUAGGUCAUUGCAAAGGAAUUUAAGACUAGUUAUUCCAGGAUAGAUGAUCAUGUUCUCAUAGCAGAAUCUGUGACAGAAAAGAAAUUCUAGGUGUGGAUGCAGGACCUGAAUUCAAAGGACUUAAAGUCAACAUAGGAAAGACCGAAGACCUAGAAAACAGGAAAAAAUAUGUAGGACUCUACCUCCAUCAGAUAAAUGGCCCUUCUCAACAUGCAGGAAAGGUGUAGGCAGAAAUUCUAUACUGUGUACCCAGUGCAAACUAUGGACACAAGAGGGACAAUGGAAUCAUAUGAAAGUUAAUGGAGAGUGUAGUGUUUUAAUAAGAAAUGAAAAGCAGUACUGGUGUUGUAAACACUGUGAACCACACAUGCUCAAUGUGUUUUGUUUGUUUGCCAGUUGGCUGUGGUAUAGUAUUUGGGGGACAACUCCCUCAUAGCGCUGGUUGUUAAAACACCUGAAAAUCUCUCUCUCUCUCGUCUGCUACAUCCCAUUCAUCACUACAAAAUUCUGUCGGAGGUGAGUCAUCUCACCUGUCUAUGACUUCCAGGUGUUUUAACACACACCAUGAUGAGAGAAUCAUCUCCCCAAGUGCUUUCUCUCUCUAUCACUUCCUCUCUCUCUCUCUUCCCCUCUCUCUCUUCUCUCCUCUCUCUUCCCCUCUUUGUCUCCCCAUCUCUCUCUCUUCUCUUUGUUUCCCCAUCUCUUUCUCUUUUUCUCCUCUUUCUCAUUCUCCCUCUUCCCAUCUUUGUCUCCCCAUCUCUCUCUAUCUCUUCCUCUCUCUCUAUUUCUCUCUCCUCUCUCUUCCCCUCUUUGUCUCCCCAUCUCUCUCCUGCUACACCCCAUUCUUAUCUAUUAUCAUUCCUCAAUGCCUUCUCAUUUCUGCCAUCAUGCCCCUCUCACUGUUGCUCCCUUUUAUCCCUUUUAUAUCCCAACAUCUCUCUCUCUACCACCCCUACACCUUGCCCAUCAUCCUGCUACUCCCUGACCUACUCUCCUCUCUGAACCAUUCCCUAUAUCUCCCACCCUGCCCCCUCAACUGCACCUCCACCUUUGUUCAUCACUCACAAUAUUUACCUCCACCUCCAUCUGUUACUCCCCCUCACACCCUAUGAAAGCAUCCACUCUUCUCUCUCAUUAGAGAACAGCAGACAUCAUCAAUUUAUGUUUAAAAAAUUUCUUAAUUGUACGGCCAUCAAUAACCGAUGUCCGUGUGUCUAAUUCGUUAAAGUGACCCUUUAAGUAAACGAAAAUGGCUCUUAUCAAAGGGAGAGAUAAAAUCGCAAAUUGGAGAUUUAUACAGCGAAAUUUUUUUCUGAUUUUCCUUCAUCAUCAGAUGGGGUUGAUGUUGGUGAUGGUGACGUUCUAGAUGGCAUAGAAAAAAAGUGAUGCUUCAACUAUUUCUGGAUAGAAAAACUGUCCCGGUUAAAACUGUCCCGGUUUUUCUUCAUUUGCAAAUUGGUUUCACAAAAACAAUACGUGAGAAUCUCAAAUGAAUUUAUGCUCCUGCUGCAUGUAAAGAACAUCGGAUGACAUUGGACUUCAGAUGUAUAGUCACUUUCAACAUUUCAAUGUUAAGGGGAAAUAUUCUACAGAACAGAUAUAACCCUCUUUAUAUAAAUCUAUGGUGAAUUAUUGUGAAAUAUUUCUUCUGAACAAGGAUUACUAGAGAAGUUUCUCUGCUUCACUGCGUGGAAUGUGUUCAAGAUGAUUCUGAAUUUUAAUUAAGCUGGGACAAAUUUACACAUAGGAAUUCACAGCAUCUUUAGAUAGCAACAGAUUUUACAAUUGAGAGAAAUACAACAAAGGAAAAUUUUGUUAUGACUAAAAUAUACAAAUAAGACAAAUAUCCAUCUUAUGUGGUGAACGGAGAAAAAUUACAUGAAACUAAAAUUUGUAAGAAAAUAAAAGACUGAAUUUUUUUUUUUUUUUUUGCUGAAGUAAUGUCAAAAUUGGUAGGAAAAUCUUCAUAUAAUUGCAAUGUCUGUAAAAAAUCAUUCUCCCAAAAACAUGGUCUUACUGAACACAAGCGAAUUCAUACAGGAGAAAAACCAUUUUAUUGUGGUAUCUGUGGUAAAUCAUUUUCAAAAAACGAUCACCUUACUAAACAUAUACGCAUCCAUACAGGGGACAAACCAUAUCACUGUGAUAUCUGUGGUAGAUCAUUUUCUUGUACAAGUAGCUUAACUAGUCACAAACGUACUCAUACAGGAGACAAACCAUAUCACUGUGAUAUCUGUGGAAAAUCAUUCUCUGAAGGAAGUGCUGUCACUAUACAUAAACGCAUUCAUACAGGAGAGAAACCAUAUCGCUGUGACGUCUGUGGUAAAUCCUUUUCUCAAGGAAACCAUUUAACUACACACAAGUAUAUUCAUACUGGGAAGAAACCAUAUCACUGUGAUAUCUGUGGUAAAUCAUUUUCUCAUAAAGUUGUUCUACAAACACAUAAGUUUAUUCAUACAGGAGAAAAACCAUAUCAGUGCAGUAUCUGUGGCAAAUCCUUCUCUCUUAUGAAUCACUUGACUAAUCACAAACAGAUUCAUACUGAGGGGAACCCUUGUGCCUGUGACAUCUGUGGUAAAUCAUUCUCUCAAAUAAAUCACUUAACUAAACACAAAUACAUUCACACAGGAGACAAACCAUAUCACUGUGAUAUCUGUAAUAGAUCAUUUUCUUUAAAUCGUUACUUAACUAGGCACAAGUUUACUCAUACUGGAGAAAAGCCAUACAUCUGUAAUAUCUGUGGUAAGUCAUUCUCUCAUACAAGCAGCUUAACUAAACACAAAAUUAUUCAUACAGGAGAAAAGCCAUAUCCUUGUGAUAUUUGUGGUGUGUCAUUCUCUCAUAUGACUAGCUUAACUAACCACAAACGGAUUCAUACAGGAGAGAAGCCAUUUCACUGUGAUAUCUGUGGUAAAUCAUUUGCUCAAGGAGGUAGCUUAGCUCAACACAAAUGCAUUCAUACAGGAGAAAAACCAUAUUACUGUGAUAUCUGUGGCAAGUCGUUCUUUCGACAACAUUACUUAACUGUACACAAGUAUAUUCAUACAGGAGAGAAACCAUACCACUGUGAUAUCUGUGGUAAAUCAUUCUCUUAUAAAGGUAACUUAACUCAACACAAUCGUAUUCAUACAGGAGAGAAACCAUAUCGCUGUGAUAUCUGUGGUAAAUCGUUCUCUCAUACAAGUACCUUAACUCAACAUCAACACAUUCAUACAGGAGAGAAACAACAUUGCUGUGAUAUUUGUGGCAAGUCAUUCUCUGUUGUGGGUAGCUUAACUAAACAUAAGCGAAUUCACAGAAGAAAAACCAUUCCAUUGUGAUAUCUGUAAGAAAUCAUUCUCUCACACAGACAGCUUAACUAUACACAAAUAUAUUCAUACUAGAGUAAAAUCAUGUCCUUGUGAUAUCUAUGAGAAAUCAUUCUAUGUAGAAAGUAAAAUAACUAGACACAAAUAUAUUCAUACAGGAGAGAAACCAUAUCACUAAAAUAUCCAUAGUAAAUCAUUUUCUCAGACAGGUCACUUAAUCUUCCACAAAACCACCACUAGCUCUAAUAUCUGUGAUGAAUCUUUCUCUCAAAAAAGUCACUUAAUUACAUAUACAUGUACCUGCACAGGACAAAAGAUGUAACUGUGUGGUAAUAAUCUUCUUUAUGUAACCACAACUAAUAUGUAAAGUGUUGAAAUUAUUUGCUAUAGUGAUAUUUUCAAUAAAAGUAUUCUUUCAAAAUA